This is a messenger RNA of Fundulus heteroclitus (mummichog), 6124 nucleotides long. RefSeq names its product sema domain, immunoglobulin domain (Ig), short basic domain, secreted, (semaphorin) 3E (gene sema3e). Gene Ontology annotation, biological process: neural crest cell migration; negative chemotaxis; positive regulation of cell migration. The record is from RefSeq and is a predicted model, not a curated record. Lineage: Eukaryota; Metazoa; Chordata; Actinopteri; Cyprinodontiformes; Fundulidae. Gene Ontology annotation, molecular function: chemorepellent activity; semaphorin receptor binding.
GUCUCUCAGAAUGAGAGAGGAACUCUCAGCACACAGCUGCCCUAGAGGGAGAAGGGGAUCUCAAGACAGUCUCGAGGAAGACGAAGGAAUAUUCUAGCCCUUCCGACUGAUAUAAAUUCCCCACGUUAUCAGUUACUUUACUCCCGCAGGCUUUUCCCCACUCACACCACACUGUGGCAGGUUGCCUCAGAUCAGUAGAUGUGGUAGAAACCAUCUCACCUGACUGACAGAGGUUUGAUCCUCCCCGAUUAUUUGAGCGUCAACAGAGUUACGAGCUCAAGCUUCACUUUGCUGAGAGACUGCACGCCAGGCACGAGGCUCCCUACUCCUCCCCUCUACCACUCUGUCUUUUGCUGGGCUCUUGUCCAGAGAAUGACUGGCCCCAGCGGACCUGAGAAGAGGAUCACACACUGAAGACACAGAACAGCAGCUCUGACUCUGAAGACUGGAAUUUUACAAAUUAGCAGCUCGAACACCUUUAAUGGAUCCAAAGGCUGGCUUGUGAUUUCCUCACUUUUCUUCUUCCUCAUCAGAUCAGAAACAGUGGAGCAAACGCUGCACUUGCUGACAGCUAACAAAAACAGACGGACUGACAUAUGGACAGAGAGCAGUGAGCACUGCGGCGUGAAUGUAGCAACUGGACUUCUCUUCUCUCUGGUUGCUAAGACCAAACAAGGAUAGCAGCCAAAGCACUAUCCUUUUCACCAAAGGUAGUGGGUGGAUGCAGCUUUCAGCAGACUGCUAUAGGGGAAAGCAGUCAUUGCAAAGAGGCUGCAUGUAUAGCUGAUCGUCAUUGUGUUCAUUCUGGGAAAAUGCUCUGCUAGCUCAAAGUAAAUUCCCCUGGAAUAGUGAGGACUAUCUCCUGUGUUAGUGGAAAUAUAUAUACAUUUCAGUGGAGUUUCAACAUUUUUCAGACUUUGCUGCUCAUGCUGAGUGGCCUUAAAGCUUUUUUUUACCUAAUGACUAGAGAAUAUUUAUCUUAGAGAUCAUGGCAGGAUGGAUACAGUCUUUAAAUCUAUCACUGAUGCUGCUAUGUCUUAUUCUGCUGGGAAUGGCUAACACUGCACACAGCAUAUACCCGCGGAUACGGCUCUCCCACAAAGAACUUUGGCAGAUGAACAGGACCUGGAUCUUCCAGGGACGUGGAGUGCCUCUUCAGCCCCAGACCAUGCUGCUGGACGAGAGCCACCAAAGGCUUUAUGUUGGUGCCAAGAAUGCUUUGUUCUCCCUUAACCUGGAUAGGGUUAACGCCCACCAUAGACAGAUCAACUGGGGGAGUACUGAAUUUCAGAUAGAGGAGUGUAUGAUGAAGGGGAGGGAAAAGCCUGAAUGUGCAAACUACAUUAAAGUUUUGCAACAAUACAACCAGACUCAUUUGCUGGUCUGUGGAACAGGGGCCUUUAAUCCCGUCUGUGCCAUGGUCAAAGUGGGACACAAAGGGAAGGAAACAAUGUUUGCUUUUGAAGAGGAAAGUGUUGUGAGCGGGAAGGGACGGUGUCCAUAUGACCCAAACAGCUCCUGCAUGUCCACACUCUGCAGAGGAGAGCUCUAUAUUGGCCUGUACACUGACUACUGGGAGAAUGAUGGUGCCUUGUGUCGACUCAACAAUCAAACCUUCACACGAACCGAAAGAAAUGAUAGGCAGCAGCUCAAUGAGCCCAAGUUUGUGGAAUCAGCAGUUAUCCCCGACAACGAUGACAGAGAUGAUGAUAAAGUUUACUUCUUCUUCACUGAGCGGGAGACUGAUGGAGAAGGAGUGAACAGAGGAGUCCUUACCCGCAUUGGACGAGUGUGUGCGAAUGACCAAGGAGGCCAGAGGAUGCUCGUGAACAGAUGGAGCUCUUUCCUGAAAACUCGCCUUAUCUGCUCCGUGCCUGGACCAAAUGGCAUUGAUACACACUUUGAUGAUCUUGAGGAUGUGUUUGUGCUCACAAAGAAAGAUGAAAAAAACCCAGAAAUCUUUGGCCUCUUUAGCACAACUAGUGCUGUGUUUAAGGGCUAUGCAGUGUGUAUGUAUCACAUGGAAGACAUAAGAGCAGCCUUCAAUGGACCAUUUGCCUACCGAGAGAGACUUGAGCAUCACUGGACACCGUAUGAGGGCAGAGUCCCCUACCCUCGACCUGGAUCUUGUGCCAGCAAAGUGAACGGCGGAGGCUUCUCCAGCUCAAAGGAGUUUCCUGACGAGGUUUUGCGAUUUGUGCGCGCCCAUCCUGUGAUGUACCGUCCAGUCCUUCCACAUCACCACCGACCUAUUCUCCUGCAGACAGAGCCAGGCCGAAGAAAGCUGACUCAGAUUGCAGUAGACAGAGUCCAGGCGCAGGACGGCCACUACCAUGUUCUCUACAUUGGCACUGAUGACUCUGUGGUUUUGAAAGUUAUCACCAUCUACAACAAAGAAACAGACACAAUAGAGGAGGUGCUGCUGGAGGAAAUGCACAUUUUCAAGGUGCCAGCUCCAAUCAGAGAGAUCAUAAUAUCACCCAAAAGGCAACAGCUAUAUGUUGGGUCAGAAGUGGGGGUUGCACAGGUCAGACUACAUCAGUGUGACCUCUAUGGCUCAGCGUGUGCUGACUGUUGUCUGGCCAGAGACCCAUACUGUGCCUGGGAUGGUCUCACCUGCUCCAGAUAUUACCCUGCUGGAGUUUACACCAAGAGACGAUUCAGACGACAGGAUGUUCGCCAUGGCAACGCAGUACAGCUGUGCAAUGGACUGCAAAUUGAUGAUGAACAAUGGCAGAGGGCUGAGGAGAGGCUAAUGUACAGCAUUGAGAGCAACACCACUUUAUUGGAAUGUGUCCCUCGAUCACUUCAAGCCAAGGUCCUCUGGUUCCUAGAGAAAGAAGGGGAAAAACACGAGGUUCGAGGUGAUGAACGGGUCGUUAUGACAUCUCACGGGCUGCUGUUCUUACGCGUGAGAAGCUCUGACGCUGGCAUGUACGUGUGUCAGACUGUUGAACAUGGGUAUGUGCACACAUUACUACGGAUCAAACUGCAUGUGCUCCGAGCGGAGAGGCUGGAGUCGGCAAUAGGCAAGAGUAAUGAUGACGAGCAAGAUGGCGCUUCGCCUCAGUGCCACUCCAUCCUAGUCCCCCCACCGGCCCCCAGCAUCAGCACCCGCUCCCUGCAGCCACCCUCAGUCCCAGCCCCCAACUCCAGGCUGUGGUACAAGGAGUUCCUACAGCUAAUUGGCUACGGCGACGCUCAGAAAGUGGAGGAAUACUGCGAGAGAGUGUGGUGCUCUGAUAAGAAACGCAAAAAGACCAAAAGGAAGUAUGUUUCUUUAGGUGGUGAGAAAAGAGGAAAAGGAAGGGGAGAGGAGAACUCCCACAGAGCUCCCAGGCACACCUUUGACACCUGAAGACAAUGAAGACCCACUGCACAUGCACACACAUACAUACACUGUCUUUGGGUCAUACUCACUCGGUAUUUGCACCAUGUAUGAGGUAUUUGCUUUAUGUUCAACAGGAGCUGCAAGAGAAAGAGCUGUAGCAGACUGCCUUAGAAUUGUAGCUACAUUUGCCACUGAGGUCUUUUCUGCUUACUUCAAAAGUCACAUAUUGUCUUUUUUUGUGUGAUGUACACCUAUUAUUUGCUGCAGAUUCAGGUGGAAAACUACAAUCAUCACUGUUAGUACAGAAAUAAGACUGUCAUGGGACAAGAUGGACAAGAUUGUGUAAACUUUCCUCUGAUCAGAAAGACAAGUAGGCUGUUCAAGCUGAACCCUGCAAGACUGCUUCUCCACCCUUCACAGAGUGGCAUGAAAUGACAUUUUCAGUUCAUAUAUAUAUAUAUAUAUAUAUAUAUAUAUAUAUAUAUAUAUAUAUAUAUAUAUUUAAAGGAUAGUGUCAAACAGCGCGAUAAAUUAUUUUCUCUGUUUUUACUUUGAGAUAUUUUUAAGUGAUGUCCAAAAGUGGAAGUUAGAUUGUCAUUCUGUUUCUACAGUUAAAAGGCCAUGAGCAACAGUAAUGAAAUGAGAUUGCAGUGAUAGCUGCAGUAUGUGUGGUUGAAUGGGCCACCAGAAUAAACAGUUGAAACAAGAUAUAUACAUACAAGGUAUAAAAACGUGCAUAAACUGGAUUAUUUGUUUUCAUUGAUUGCUCAAAUGUUUCCUGUAUUAGACCAGUUAGGAUUAUCAAAGUUAUUUCCAUGCUAAAUGGUGGAAAACAUUUUUUUAUAAUUUUUUUUAUUAUUUAUAUUUCUUAAAAUUCAGAAGUUCACAUAUAUGUCCUUACUAUUUGAUGGAACUACCUGUAAACUGAAUGACGGUUUAAAUGUUUUUGUUAACCUUCCAUAAACUUUUCACAAUACUGUGCCAGAAUUCAACACCUGUUCUUUGAGACAGAACUGUUCAUGUUUUGUGGCAGCCUUGCUCCCAUGUACUUUUUAACCUCUGACCAAAACAUUUUCCAAGGGUCUGAUAUAAGGACUUUGUGAUUACCAUUUCCAGACUAUUGACUUUGUUGUCCUCAAACUACGUUGUGACCACAGUAACUUAAUGGAGGAUUUUGGGUGAUGUUAUCUCAACAUAACAGUCUUUUUGUUAAGUACACCGGUCCCUCAAGCAGCAAAACACCCCUACAGUUGAGAUGGUGUCAUCAUGCUGGCAUGUUUCCCCUUUCUCCUCCAAAUAUAAUGAUGGUCAUUGUGCCUAAACACUUGGGGUUAAAGCACGCAAUUUGAACCAAAAGACAUUCAUCUCUAAGACAAAAAUGUCUUCUCCUUCCUAAAGGGUAUGAUAGCUAGACAUUCCCAUGAUGUUUAUAACAGCAUCUUCAGGCUGGUGGAAACUGCACCUAAAGGUGAACCAGACUUGCAGAGUUCCAGAGAUGCAUUGCCUGAAAUCCUUCGAUUUUCCAGUGAUGUCAAACAUUAAUUGAGAUCCAAGAUCUCAUUUACAAGAGAAAACUGUUUUGAUAAAACAAAAAAACUAAAGAAAAACAAAGAGUGACUAUAUAUAGUAGUAAAAAAUAAAAUUCUGAUUAAAUAAGAUAAUAAAAUAUGACCCACAAACACAAGCAAUUUUCUGAGGACUUCUCCAAUUUCCGCAAAAUAAAUGUUAAUUGCCAGACAGGAAUCAACUUAGAUUGUUUCAGGUCCUGCUGUGUUCCUGAUCAUACUAACGGAGAGCUGAAGGAGACACAGUCCUGAGAGAGAAGUCUGUAGCAGGACUGUCUAAGUAAUAUGUAGAAAAGUAAAAGUAAAGUAAAUAAAUAAGGCAGACACAGUCCAACAAAAGCUUUAUACAUGAAAAUGUACAAAUCCAUGAGCCUAAGGAUUGUUAAUGAUGGCAAGAUGACCCAAGAAUGUAAUGUACUGUAACAUGUAACAUGUAAAAGGUGUUUUAGAUGUUGCCUUAAAAAUACAUCCACAGGUGUGCCGCUAAUUAACUCAAAGGUUGUCAGAAGCUUAAAAUGCACAACAUCAUCAUCCAGGCUUUCCCAAACUGUUCAGAGGCAUCGUUUUAGUUUGUGUAAACAUCAGACUUUAAAGAAGGUAAUAAAUAAAUAGUUUGAAAAAAAAAUAGUGAUUCUGACAUUUAGCAAAUAUAACUAAUUUUGGUAAUCCUAAGUGACCAAAAAUAGCAAAAGUGCAGCCUGAUGUCUUUUUAUACAGUGCAUGCAUGUAUCUGGUUUCAGCUCUGAAUUGCAAUGCUGUCAUGGGUAUUUCCAGGAAUUCAAAUGUUUUUAAAUGGUUUUAAAUGUAACAUUGCCCCCCCCCCUCCCCCAUAUAAAUACUAUAUAUGCACUUGUAAAACCUGUUACAAUGGAUGAUAAAUGGUCUUACUAGUGGAUUACUUGUUUGUAUUUAUCUAUUCUUACCACUUUCAUUGAAGGUUUAAUCAAGUGACACAGUUGAGCGUAUUGUGUAUUGUAUUUGUCUGAAGUUAUUUUGUGCAGGUCUGGUUAUUUCUGUGUACUAAAAUUGUAAUUUAUCCUCCUCCUGUGACUCCCCCCCCCCCCCCCCCACACAACAUCCUCCUCCUUUUCGGGUUGACAACCCUCCGUCUGAUGUUGCAGAUGGCAUGCAUAGUUUUCACAAACAGCAAAGUACAGCAUCUAAUUUUCCUCUGGAAAAAAGAGACAAAUAAAUGUUACAGCAGCUAUUCUGGCAGUAAUUAGCAAAA